Chrysochloris asiatica (Cape golden mole) is the source of this 441-nucleotide messenger RNA. Its product is annotated as cytochrome b5 type B-like. The transcript has 5 exons. The record is from RefSeq and is a predicted model, not a curated record. Bases 1 to 441 code for a protein of 146 amino acids. Gene Ontology annotation, cellular component: mitochondrial outer membrane; intracellular membrane-bounded organelle. Gene Ontology annotation, molecular function: heme binding. NCBI's taxonomy places the organism in Eukaryota, Metazoa, Chordata, Mammalia, Afrosoricida, Chrysochloridae.
AUGGCUACUGUGGAAGCGAGCAGCAGCGAAGGAAAAGGGCAGGGGGUUGAGACCUCUGUCACCUAUUACCGGUUGGAGGAGGUGGCGAAGCGCAACUCCUCGAAGGAAAUAUGGCUGGUGAUCCACGGGCGAGUCUACGAUAUCACCCGUUUCCUCGAAGAGCAUCCUGGGGGAGAGGAAGUUCUGCUGGAACAAGCUGGUGCAGAUGCAAGUGAAAGUUUUGAAGAUGUAGGCCACUCCUCUGAUGCCAGAGAAAUGCUAAAGCAGUACUAUGUUGGUGAUGUUCAUCCGUGUGAUCUUAAAACUGAAAAUAGUGGCAAGGACACUACGAAAAAUAAUGGGUGCACAAGUUGCUGGUCAUACUGGGUUUUCCCCAUCCUAGGCGCUAUUUUCUUAGGUUUCCUGUAUCGUUACUACAUGGCGGAAAGCAGAUCCUCCUGA